Messenger RNA from Myxocyprinus asiaticus (Chinese sucker), 5776 nucleotides. RefSeq names its product lysine-specific demethylase 2A-like. The record is from RefSeq and is a predicted model, not a curated record. Lineage: Eukaryota; Metazoa; Chordata; Actinopteri; Cypriniformes; Catostomidae. Gene Ontology annotation, molecular function: DNA binding; protein binding; histone demethylase activity. Bases 787 to 4743 code for a protein of 1318 amino acids. The transcript is spliced from 22 exons. Gene Ontology annotation, biological process: regulation of transcription by RNA polymerase II; protein demethylation.
AUGGCGGCGAAUGAUUUUCUACAUUAACUUUGUCGUGAAUUUACACAGUGGAGCUGUCUAAAUAAUGCUUACUUUCACUUAGAACAGAAAAGUCACUAGGGAAGCCUGGGCGGAAUGUACAUUUUAAUUGUACAUAGUACAGGAAGACUGUUUUAACGGCUGGAUUUCCCCCACUCUGAGCCCGAGUUUAAGUCUUGUGGAAAUAUGGUUUUAUUUGAAACUUAAACGGGGUUAGCUUACGUUACUCGAUAAAUAUACGCGCCUCACUCCUCGCACUUCAUAAUGUUUUACUGCAAUAUCAGACAGUUGUACAUAUAAGCAAGCCCUCAUAGCACUUUGUAAUUUUAUAUCUUUUUGAAGGGUUAGUGGGCUAGUUAGCGGUUGGUUAGCUGGUGCUGAUGCUCGUUUAUUCUCCCCUCAGCUUGACAUCCUAGGAUUAUAUCCUGCCGUUUUUAUCCUCUUAUUUUUAUUUUUUUUUAGUGUAAACAUUUGAUUUAGUACAACGAUUUGAAAGUAUUAAAGAACAUGCACAUAUUUUAAAGCGGUUAUAUGAACGAUUUUUAGAUUAUUAUUUUUUUACGAUUUAAAAACUUCUAUCGCAUUGUACUGUCCUGACAGAGUAUUCGAUACCGUUUUCAUGUAGCGUAUCGUAUUUUGAUGUAAAAGAGCAGCGAGUACAGUGACCCGCACAGCAGUGGCUGUUAUUUUUGACGCGAUUAACUGAGAAUCGCUUGCUCGCGACUCGCCCUUGCUGCGGCGGGCGGCGCGUGAGGCUUCAUUCUGACAAUGGACGACUCCAAACCGCGUUACAGCAAGCGACUGCGGUCUGGGACACGGCGACGGUACCAAGACGAUGGCAUUUCCGACGACGAGAUCGAGGGAAAGAGGACAUUCAAUCUGGAGGAGAAGCUGCAUAGCAGCCGCUUCAGCUCAGACAGAGUCAAAUGCAUGGAGGGCAAAGACUUUACAUUUGAGUAUAUCCAGAGAGGAGGGCUCAGGGAUCCCAUCAUCUUUGAGAGACCGGAUGGACUUGGGAUGAAAAUGCCGGAUCAAGACUUCAGUGUGAAUGAUGUAAAAACGUUAGUUGGAAGUCGGCGGAUGAUUGAUGUGAUGGAUGUGGCUACUCAGAAGGGGACGGAGAUGUCAAUGACCCAGUGGAGGCGGUACUAUGAGACUCCUCCCUCUCAGCGAGAGAAGCUUUACAAUGUUAUCAGCCUUGAAUUUAGCCACACUAAACUAGAGAGCCUGGUGAAAAGACCUACCACGGUGGAUAUGAUUGACUGGGUGGACAACAUGUGGCCACGACACUUAAAGGAAAGACAAAGAGAUUCCACAAACUCGAUCAUGGAGAUGCAAUACCCCAAAGUGCAGAAACACCUCUUUGUUUGUCAUUUGUUGUUCCUCUUUUACCAUGCAGUCUUUCUCUCCCUAUUUCAACUUUGCCUGUGUUCUGCGUGCAGGUACUGCCUAAUGAGUGUGCAGGGCUGUUACACAGAUUUCCACAUAGACUUUGGAGGUACAUCUGUGUGGUACCACAUACUGCAGGGAUGCAAGGUGUUUUGGUUAAUCCCACCCACGCCGCAAAACCUGGAGCUUUAUGAGAACUGGGUGUUGUCAGGGAAACAAGGAGACAUCUUCCUUGGUGACAAGGCCACUGACUGCCAGAGGAUUGAGCUCAAGCAGGGCUACACAUUCAUUAUACCAUCAGGUUGGAUCCAUGCAGUUUACACACCUGUGGACACUCUUGUGUUUGGUGGGAAUUUCCUGCAUAGUUUUAACAUCCCCACACAGCUACAAAUCUCCAGCAUUGAGGACAGGACACGAGUGCCAGCUAAGUUCCGUUAUCCAUUCUAUUAUGAGAUGGGCUGGUACGUGUUGGAGCGUUAUCUGUUCAGCCUGACCAACACCUCCUACCUUAUCCCUGAGUUCCAGAAAUACUCUCUGGGCAUCGGCUUGAAAUGGGAAAGCUCAGGUGGUGAGGUACUAAAUGGCCAUGUUAAAGAGGAGAGAGAUGAUGAUGUUCCCUCUUCUACCAGUGGGCCUGGAGUGAAAGUUCACUUGACUCCUUUUGAGCUGGAGGGGCUGUGGAAUCUGGUGGGAAAGCUGGAGUCUCUGCCUGCUCAUAAGAAAUGUGUGCCUUCAGGAAUACACAACGCUGCUGCCCUGCUGCACGAUAUACGGGCAUUAUUGAAAGAACAUGCCAAUGACAUCCCCAAACUCUCCUAUACUGGAAAACCUAUUGUCAGAUGGCCGAAGAGGCCCUCCUGGUACCAGCCCCCUCCUCUCCCUCCACCCGUUAUUCGUCCCAAACUGGCAGCCACACCCAUCAUUCCACGUCCAGUGAAACCAGCCUCCAAUAUGUCGGUCUUGCGGCGGCGGCGUGUACGCUGUAAACGCUGUGAGGCCUGUCUGCGUACUGAGUGUGGUGACUGCAACUUCUGCAGAGACAUGAAGAAGUUUGGUGGUCCUGGCAAACUCAAACAGACCUGUGUUCUCCGGCAGUGUCUCGCUCCUGGUUUGCCGCUGUCUGCUGUAUGUGAGCUCUGUGGGGAGGGUAACCAGGAGACUAGUGAAGAGCUCAUGGAGUGCUCCAACUGUGCUCAGAUAGCACAUCCGAGCUGUUUGAAGGUGUCAGGUGAUGGAGUGGUGAACAAAGACCUGCCUAGCUGCUGGGAGUGUCCCAAAUGUGUUUUUGGCAAAGACACAGAAUCUGAGUCGUCAGACAGCGGUGAUGACAUCAUGGCACAGGAUGGGUCAGGGGGGCGAGGGGGCGAGGGCGGGGAAUGGCAUGGGGUCGGGCGGCCCCCCUCUUCUCUCUCCCAUGGGUCGCUCCCAAAACGGGCAGCAGCCCCUGAGCAGCGGCUACGGAAGAGGAUAAAAUUGGAAGGAGUGAAAACACAUAAACGUAAGUCCUCAUCUCUUGAUCCUCGAGUGGCUAAGAUCUACCGGCGGCAUGGAAUGGACCAUGAUGAUGAUUCCGGCAGUGAUGAUGAGGAUGGAGAUAAUGGGAAGAAGGCAAUCCACUCAAGGGGUGGGGUCUCUUCAUCCCGCCGAGGCUAUGGAGCUGGUAGGCGAGGUGUUUGGAGAAGCUCCAGACAAAGAGGGGGAGGCAGCUUGGCAACAAGUACACUGAAAAUGAGACGGGGACUUGGGGCAAGGGCCGAGAGAGGGGGUCGGGUUAGGUUAAGAGGAGGAACUCAAAUGAAACGACGACGCUAUGAAACAGAGGACGAUGAUGACGAAGAUGAGGACGAUGAUGAUGAUGAGGAUGAAGAACAUGAUGAGGAGGAUGAGGAUGACAGUGAUGAGGAGAGGCAUCUGGGCAGGUUAGAUAAGGAGCAUCGUUCUCGAAGACGGAGACGUAGAGGCGAAGACUACUAUGAUGACGAUGAGGAUGAAGAUGAUGAUGAAGACAGCGAGGAACAGGACUUUGAUGGGGAGGACGAGGAGAUGGAAGACUUAGAUGAUGGAGAGGAAGAAGAUGAUGGGGAGAACCAGUCAAACUCGGAUACCGACCCACCUGUCUUACUUGUCUCAGACUUGAAUGAUGACCUGCUCAAUGACUCCUACCUGACUGUGACUCUCCAGCGCCCCCCAAAAGCCAAACGUGACCCUGGCUCCAUUGUACCCAAACUGGAGGCUGCUGUGUCUACACGCACACCCAGCACUCCUGGCUUCAUUCAGCGCAAGUCACUGCCCAGGACUCGACUCAAAAACAGCAGCAUCUCGACACCUGCUGGUAAUGGCCUUUCUCAGUCCAAAGGUCGCCCCUCGAGGCGAAACCCCAGCCAUGACGGUCGAGAGAGAGACACGGCAUCACCUUCCUCAAUAUCUUCUCGUUCAUCUGUUUCUCCACCACCACCUCCUCCUGCCAUCACCACUUGCUCUCCUCCCUCCCUCCUCUCUCAUCCCUCAUUCCGUGACGUAGGAAAUGAGCGAGGCUGUGAAAAGGAUAUUUGGGUGUCGGUGUUCCGGUACUUGAGUCGGACAGACUUGGCUGUGUGUAUGAGAGUCUGCAAAGCUUGGUAUAAGUGGUGUUGUGAUAAGCGCUUGUGGACACGGAUAGAUCUGAGUCGUUGUCGGUCACUAAGUGCUCAGGCUGUAUCAGCCAUCAUUAAACGACAACCAGUGAUACUCGACCUCUCCUGGACACCUGUAUCAAAGAAACAGAUUGCCUGGCUCAUCCAUCACCUCCCAAGUCUGAAAGAUCUUUUAAUGUCAGGUUGCUCUUCAUUAUGCGUGUCCGCGCUAAGUUCGCAGAGUUGUCCGGGUUUGCGAACACUUGACCUUUGUUGGGCUGUGGGCGUCAAAGAUUCACAAAUAAAAGACCUCAUUAUGCUGCCAGGCAGUGAAAGUCGCAGUCGGCUGAGAGGUUUGCUCACCUUGCGCUUGUCUGGUUUGGAUCUAAGUGACUCCACACUGAAGUUGAUCGUCAGACAUAUGCCUUCACUGCGGAGCUUAGAUUUGUCACACUGCCAGGGGAUCACAGACCAGUCCAUUAACCUGCUCACGGCCUCUGGCUGCAACACUCGCAACACACUUAGACAGCUCAAUCUUGCAGGUUGUAAUAAGUUGACUGAUGCUUGUCUAUCCUAUAUGAAGCGAUUAUCAGCCCUCACUAUGUUGGAUCUGCGAGGCUGUAAGAAUGUGACUCGACAUGGCUGUGAAAACUUUAUUUCUGACCUGUCGUAUUGCACCGUCUUUUGUCUGACUGAGGACAGACUCAUUCAGAGAAUAUCGUAAUGUGCACACAUACAGUCUCCGCACAGCUCUGCUUAGUGAGCUCACAAGUGCACAAAUGGGAGGAUGAGGCUGAAGAAAAGAGCAAGUCGGAAGGAUUUGUGUGUUGUUCUAAAAGGGUAAAAACAGUCUGAAAUGUGAGAGUCAUGUUCUUUUCUGCGGUGUCUUUAUCAUGAGAUACAAGUGGAGGAUUUUACUUCCUCAUCCUAUGAGACAGAUCCAGACACAUCCAGUGUGUGGCUCUGGGCAUUUGGUCUCAUCCAAAGUGAUGUCUUCAGAAGACUCUAAGGCUUAUGUGAGUGAGUUUGAAAUGUAAUUUUAAAAUUCAGACCAAGUUGGAUUUGGUAAAUGAGGACUGGAAGUUUCGUUCAGAGAUUGUGGCCACUGACAUUUUACCAUGGGCCUAAUGCCGCAGAGGAGUCUGUGUCAAUGAUAAGCUGUAAAGCAGGAUUAUGAUUGACAAAGAAAAUGAUGCACGUCCUUCUAGUUCUCAUCUGCCAACAAAGAAUGUAGUGGCAAGCACAUUUUAUGUGCCAUUAGAGAAGAAAUUUUAAUCAUUCAGCCUACUGAUCCAGAUGCUCUCAUUCACUCACACUUUCUUAGUGUCUGAACACAAAUCUUGGUACUUCAACCUUUUUGAAGGUCUUGCUGCCUGUAUUUUUGUGGACACUACAUAUUACACCACAAUAACAGAUUUUACUCAGUCUUUCUGAAUUUAAAUCACUUUUUCUUUGUAAUUUUGCUUGUCAUCCCAUAUUCCUGAUUUACCUUCAUUCUCCUGUCCUGUUUAAACUUGGAAAGGGUUGUUCACAGUUAGGCUAAGUUGUUUAUUUACAAUUUGAAAACUGUAACUUAAAUGCAACUUGUAGCAACACAAUAGCAAUUAUUUUCUGAAGACUUUUAGAAAACAUUGUUCAUUUUGUUUUGUUUUUCAUAAAAAAAAAAAAUCAGAAAAUAAAAAACAAAUUUUUUUGAAAGUAAAUAUCCAAAACGUUGGAUAUGACUUUGCUUGUGUCUGUGUUGUUGUUAUUACUAA